Molecule: messenger RNA, 1626 nt
Organism: Cordyceps militaris CM01
Lineage: Eukaryota; Fungi; Ascomycota; Sordariomycetes; Hypocreales; Cordycipitaceae
Product: oligopeptide transporter, putative
Exons: 3
Coding region: 1-1626 (541 amino acids)
Biological process (GO): oligopeptide transport; transmembrane transport
Cellular component (GO): fungal-type vacuole; plasma membrane
Molecular function (GO): tripeptide transmembrane transporter activity; dipeptide transmembrane transporter activity
Source: RefSeq, a predicted model, not a curated record
AUGGCACGGACGGCAACUUCUGCCUCUCCAGACCCAACAGAGAGGGCUCCGUUGCUCGCAUCACCUACUGCCCCUACAGGCUACAGCACCGACAAUGGCUGCCACGGCACAGAUAGUCGCCCAAGAGUUCCAGCCUCCCCCCCACGGACGGUCUGGCCGAUUGCUACGAUUGAGCUCUGCGAGCGGUUCGCCUUUUUCGGAGUCGUGGGACCAAUGCAAAACUAUGCGCAGAAUGCAGUCGAUGAUCCCUUGCGGCGGGGUGGUCUUGGACUCGGACAAGCCAAGGCCACCAUGCUGAAUCAAUCCUUUCUGCUGUGGUGCUACAUCACACCUAUAAUAGGUGCUGUGGUUGCGGACCAGUACCUGGGCCGCGUCAAGACGAUUUUCAUGGCCUCGGCUCUCUACGUGGCCGGGCUGCUCUCGCUAUGUCUAUCGGCAUCAUCAGCAGCCCAAAAUGUGGAAUUGGCUCGAUUGACACUAGUAACUGCCUUGUUUCUUAUUGGAAUCGGCGCGGGCGGCAUCAAGACCAACGUGAGCGCCCUCAUUGCAGAGCAGUACACAGAAAGCGAUACUAUUCGCAUCAACAGCUCGGGGGAAGAAGAGAUUGUAGACCGAGACCUGACACUACAGAGAAUAUUUUUGCUAUUCUUCCUCUUCAUCAACGUCGGCUCCCUCUCCGCCUCGGUCUGCACCGUCAUUGAGCAGCGAUACGGCUUUACACUGACCUUUGCCACCUCAACGCUAGUCUUUGUGGUAGGCUUUGUCGUCUUACUCUCACGAAGAAGCAGUUUUAUCACGAGUGCGCCCCAAAAGUCCAUCAUCCUCCACGCAGGACAUGCACUCUGGCUGUCGCUCCGACGAGGCGGCGGCUUACAGCAAGCUCGUCCUGAUGCACACCCGAAUCGACGGCUGCCCUGGGACGACGCAUUCAUCGACGACCUCGGCCAGGCCUUGUCCGCUUGCAAGCUUUUUCUUCUUUACCCCUUCUACUGGGCAGCAUGCAGUCAGUUUGCGACCAGUUUUGUCUCCCAGGCCGCCACCAUGGAGACGGGUCGCCUGCCUAGCGACGCCCUCGUCUUUCUCGAUCCCGUUACCACCAUCACCCUGCUGCCGGUCCUCGACCGCGUCGUCUUUCCAUACUUUCAACGCCGCGGCUCGCCCAUCACCUACCGGCAUCGCGUGACAGCCGGAUUCCUGCUCUGCGCCGCCAGCAUGCUUUAUGCCGCUACCGUCCAGACUCGGGUCUACGCUGCGCCGCCCUGCUACGAUCGACCCCGCGCGCGCGAAUGUAUGGGCGGCGCCGUCCCCAACCAAGUCUCCGUCUACUGGCAGGUGCCUGCCUACGUGCUGGGUGCCGCCUCGGCGGUUAUGGCUGCUGUCGCAGCCAUCGAGUAUGCCUAUACGCGCGCGCCGGCGUCGAUGAAGUCGCUCAUCAUGGCCAUUUACCUCUCUACUACGUCGCUCGGCUCCCUGCUCGCCGUCUUCGUGACGCCGCUGACUCAUGACCCUCUGCAAGUUUGCAUGUACGUAACGCUGGCCGUCGGGCCGCUGGCAGCCAGUCUGAUUGUCUGGGUGAGACCGCAGCUUGUGCAAGAUGUCAAGGGUGAUCCUCCUGUACAAGGCUGA